Heterostelium album PN500 is the source of this 2787-nucleotide messenger RNA. RefSeq lists its product as uncharacterized. NCBI's taxonomy places the organism in Eukaryota, Evosea, Eumycetozoa, Acytosteliales, Acytosteliaceae. The record is from RefSeq and is a predicted model, not a curated record. The transcript is spliced from 6 exons. Gene Ontology annotation, biological process: protein ubiquitination; ubiquitin-dependent protein catabolic process; regulation of apoptotic process. Gene Ontology annotation, molecular function: protein binding; zinc ion binding. The coding region runs from base 1 to 2787 and encodes 928 amino acids.
AUGAUUAAACUGUAUCAACAAUUUCAACAACAUUUAAAUAUAUCGGAUAGUCCACAAUCCAACAACAAGAGAAAGAUGGGCUAUUACACAGCAGAGGAAACAGAACAACUCUCUAAGCAAUACAACCAGCAAAGGCCUCGUCGUCCAGAUACCUCUGUCAAUGAAGGUGAUGGCGACCACGACCGUAGAUUGGAUUUUAAAAAGGCAACCGAAACUGCCACCGAUAUAGAGUCAGCUUCAGCUUUUCCAAACCUUGACACCGAAUUCCAAGAAGGUGAUUCACCUCAUCAAUACAAUGAGAUCCACUCCCAACUCUCUGAUGAAAACUGGAUAGACAUUCUUCAGUACCUAGAUCAUAAAUCUUUAGUAGCACUAUCAGAAGUAUCUCAUAGUUUCAAUAGAUUAUCAAAUGAUAGAUUUAAUCGUCGUGAUUUCAAUACUCUAACGGAUGCAUUGUCAGCUUUGGUCGAUCAAAAGAGAGAAACGAUAUUGAUUGGACCUGGUUUAUAUAAGGAGAAUAUUUCCAUUGACAAGCCGGUCGAUAUUCUAGGAGAGAAGGAUGUUGUCAUUGAAAGCUCCAGUUCGAAUACCGUUUCCAUUUCAGCAGCGCAUGGGUCGAUCACCAAUGUGUCGAUGCGUCAAACAGGUCAUUGGUUUUGUAUAGAUAUAGAAAAGGGUGGAUUCACAAUCAACAAAUGUGACAUUACAAACACAACACUAUCAGCAAUAAAGAUUGGAAAACACGCAUCACCUUGGAUUACAGAUAACAUUAUUCAUGACUGUAAGGAGGCUGGUAUUGCAAUAUUCGGAGGAGAAGGAACCAUCAUUGGCAAUAGAUUCACUCGUAACCGUUAUGGUUCAAUAGAGAUUGUCUAUUCAACUGCAAAACCAACCAUCAAAUUGAAUCGUAUCUAUCGGAACAAGGGUUACGGAAUUCAUGUUCAUACCAAUGCCGGUGGUAUUAUCACUGAGAACAUCAUUGAGGAGAAUGAAUCCGAUGGAAUUAGCUGUUGGGGUGGUGCUUCGCCUGUCGUUUCAAACAAUAAGAUCUGUUAUAAUCUCGAAGAUGGUAUCUAUAUCCACGAGGAUGGCAAAGGUGUAUACGAACACAACCAGAUCUACGGACAAAAGUUGGACGGUAUCAGAAUCUCCAAGUCGAAUCCACAGAUUUCACACAACACUAUUCACCACAACCAAGGAGAUGGUAUACGUCUUGUAAUCAAAGCCAAUCCAAUCAUCACCGAGAAUCAUAUCUGUGAGAACAAGCGUGUCGGUAUCCAUAUCUACCGUGAGGGAAUGGGACUGGUAUCAAACAACUAUAUCUACGGUAACAAGAAUGCAGGAAUGCAAGUGUAUUCACGAGCCAACACCACCAUUUGUAAUAAUAAGAUUAUCCAAAAUCGUUGCUCCGGUAUCUAUAUCUCUGAUCAUGCCAUUGUCAAUAUCAAAGGCAAUGAAAUUGCAAACAAUGGCGAGGUCGGUGUGGAAAUAGUGUCUGGCUCGAAGGCGCUGGUAUUCGACAACAACCAGAUAUCGAGAAACUGGGAAGCUGGACUCGCCUACUACACAGACUCCAAGCCAAUCGGAUUCGAAUCCAACAACACGUUCACACUCAACGGUGAGAACGGCAAUCAACAAUAUAUACUACGCGAGGGAAGAGAACUGAUGACCAUCAACAGUUUGAAAUCGAAAUCGAAAUCAAACAACGAUGAAAUGGAACCUAUUUCAUUCUUGGUAGAGAAUGCAUUACAAGUUGGUUUAUGUACAUUAUCAUAUACAAGAGAAUACUAUCAUGCACAAUAUUGGUAUGAAUGUAAAACAUGUACGGAACCAAGAAAGAUAUUGGGUAGAAGUGAAAUUGCAGUGUGUGAAGAGUGUGCAAAGAAAUGUCAUGCCGGACAUGACAUCGGAAUGAGAAAGUAUGGACAUUUCUAUUGCGAUUGUGGACAGCAAGUUGCGUCGCCUUGCAAAUGUGUCAGCAAUAUCAAUCGACCAAAAGCGCCAUCAAACGAAAGUAGAAUCCUCUAUUGUGGAUUCUUUAUUCAAACUCAUCAAUAUGAUUUUGGUGAGAAUAAAACUUUAUAUACAUCAAUGUGGUCAACUACAAUCAGACUUGAAAAUCAUGAAAGAUGCUGGAAAUAUACAUGGGCACUAUGGUCAAUAUGUUUUGCAUAUACUGUAGUCUUUUCAAUCUUAUCGAUAUUCGUGAGUGAGAAAAUAAAGUCACUCUAUUAUACCAUUGGUUUCAUAGUGCUGUGUGUCUAUGGUGGUGGAACUACUCUGAUCAAUGGAAUGGUGCUGAUCAGACAGAUGCACAAACACGAAGAGAAAACCAUCAAAGAGGACACCAAUCAUAUUAUCCACGGAAUGGUUAGAAAAGUAAAGUAUCUCUCGUUGGUAAUGUUGGUGUGUCUACUAGUGAUGGUCUCGAGAACCCUGGUAUUCUACGUAUUGAAAAUUCAGAAGGAUUCAAAUCUCAAACAUGUCUCUUCGUUUAUCACAUUCUGUACGGAGACUAUUACUGCGGGUGCCGUUAUGAUUGCCAUUGCCGAUUGUCCAAACAACUACUGGUAUGCCAAGCCAGUCAUGACUGUAAGAGGAUCCAACAAGAAUUCGACACACGGUGGUCAUAGCAGUGGUGGAUCGUUCCCAUCGCACACGGUUGGAAACUCAAAGAACAAAUCAACGAUCUCCUUAGAGCUGAUCGACACUGAUAAUUUCAAUUCCAGAGAAUUCGAAAACACAGGUUCAGAAACAAAUAUAGAAAUGAUUAUAGUAGAUGACUAA